UCGAUUCCAAUUACAAAACAAGUUCCAUAUAGGUCUGGUAGAAAAAAUGAAGUUACCCAAAACGUAUGUGUUGUAUGUUCGUUUGAUAUGUGUUUCACUUGGGUUUGGGCUGGUUGGGAGGGAACAGCACAUAACAAUCGAAUAUUAUGGGAAGCCAUCAACGUUCCUCGUUUGAAAUUUCCCCAUCCACCACCAGGAAAAUACUAUCUUGUUGAUUCUGGAUACAUCCAUAAUCCUGGCUAUAUGGCUCCUUUCAAGAAUGUUCGAUAUCAUCAACAAGAUUUUAAAUGUAGUCAACCACAAGGAGUAGAGGAGCUAUUUAAUUUUACACAUUCAUCAUUAAGAACCGUUAUUGAGAGAUCAUUUGGAGUCUUGAAGAAACGUUUUCCUAUUUUAAAGAUGAUGCCCAAAUAUAGUUUCAAGACACAAGUAUUGAUUGUGAUUGCUUGUGUGACCAUACAUAACUUUAUCAGAAAGCAAAUAGCAUCGGAUUGGCUUUUUGAAAAAGCAGAGAGGGGAGAGUUUGAUGAUGAACAUAGUGAUACUGAUAGUGAUGAUGAUGAGGUUGUGAAUAUUGCAAAUGUGGUAGGUGGUGCGCAAUAACAAAAAUGGGAAGCAUAUCGAAAA
Molecule: messenger RNA, 627 nt
Organism: Telopea speciosissima
Lineage: Eukaryota; Viridiplantae; Streptophyta; Magnoliopsida; Proteales; Proteaceae
Exons: 2
Coding region: 88-603 (171 amino acids)
Source: RefSeq, a predicted model, not a curated record